AUGCCCUCUUGCCGCAUCGCCACCACAGCCGCCAGCCGCGGCCUCCAGCUCGGGUCGCGUGGCUUCUCGACGACGUCGUCUGCGGCUGCCCAUCUGGCCCGCCCCCAUCGCCCGAUGUUGGAACUCGGUCGUGCGUCCCACUCGCCGCUUCUGGCGUCUCGGGGCGCCGCCGCUGCCUACGCUCCUGCCGCAUCGGCGUCGGGCCCGGCCUCAAGCUUCCACCAGGCGCUCGCCAUGCGGAGCUUCUCGUCGACCAUGACUGCCGCCAAGAUCAAGGUGGCCAACCCCGUCGUCGAGCUCGAUGGCGAUGAGAUGACCCGCAUCAUCUGGCACAAGAUCCGCGAGGAGCUCAUCCUGCCUUUCCUCGACAUUGACCUCAAGUACUACGACCUCGGCAUGGAGCACCGCGACGCCACCGACGACAAGGUCACCGUCGAGGCCGCAGAGGCCAUCAAGAAGUACAAGGUCGGCGUCAAGUGCGCCACCAUCACGCCCGACGAGGCGCGCGUCAAGGAGUUUGGCCUCAAGAAGAUGUGGCUCAGCCCCAAUGGCACCAUCCGCAACAUCCUUGGCGGUACCGUCUUCCGCGAGCCCAUCGUCGUCGAAAACAUUCCCCGCCCCGUCCCCGGCUGGACCAAGCCCAUCAUCAUCGGACGCCACGCCUUUGGCGACCAGUACCGCUGCCAGAACUUUGUCGCCCCGGGCAAGGGCAAGUUCACCAUGACCUUCCAGCCCGAAGACUCGUCGCAGCCCGCCCAGCACUUUGACAUCUUCAACUUCCCCGAGGGCGGAGGCGUUGGUAUGGGCAUGUACAACACGACCGAGUCCAUCACCGGAUUCGCCCAUGCCUGCUUCAAGAUGGCGCUCUCGUCGGGCUACCCCAUGAUCCUCUCGACCAAGAACACCAUCCUCAAGGCCUACGACGGCAAGUUCAAGGACGUCUUCCAGGAGAUCUACGACACCCAGUACAAGAAGGAGUUUGACGCCAAGGGCAUCUGGUACGAGCACCGCCUCAUCGACGACGCCGUCGCACAGAUCAUCAAGGGUGACGGCGGCAUGGUGUGGGCGUGCAAGAACUACGACGGCGACGUCCAGUCCGACAUUGUUGCCCAGGGCUUCGGGAGCCUCGGCCUCAUGACCUCGGUCCUCCUCACGCCCGACGGCGAGAUCUGCGAGUCCGAAGCCGCUCACGGCACCGUCACCCGCCACUACCGCCAGCACCAGAAGGGACAGGAGACGUCGACCAACUCGAUUGCGUCGAUCUACGCCUGGACCCGCGGUCUCGCCCACCGUGGCAAGCUCGACCAGAACGAGGAGCUCGUCACUUUUGCCAAGGAGCUCGAGAAGGCGUGCAUCGACUGCGUCAACAACAACCAGCUCACAAAGGACCUCGCCCUCAGCCUGCACGGCAAGAACCUCAAGCGCGAGCACUACCUCAGCACCGAGGAGUUCCUUGACGCCGUCCGCGACCGCCUGACCAACGCGCUCAAGAAGCAGGGCAUCGAGGCCGGCAAGCUCUAG
Messenger RNA from Pseudozyma flocculosa PF-1, 1521 nucleotides. RefSeq lists its product as uncharacterized. The record is from RefSeq and is a predicted model, not a curated record. Gene Ontology annotation, cellular component: mitochondrion. Gene Ontology annotation, biological process: isocitrate metabolic process. Bases 1 to 1521 code for a protein of 506 amino acids. NCBI's taxonomy places the organism in Eukaryota, Fungi, Basidiomycota, Ustilaginomycetes, Ustilaginales, Ustilaginaceae. The transcript has 3 exons. Gene Ontology annotation, molecular function: magnesium ion binding; isocitrate dehydrogenase (NADP+) activity; NAD binding.